GGAGAACAUACCACUGGGUGGAUGGCAAUUUGUCUCAGGCAACUUGCUCUGUUUUACAUUUAGGAACAAGAGUCUGACAGGAGGAGGCUGCAAAGUUGAAGAUCAAGACACUGGAAGAUCUGUUAUCUGCUAAAAUCAUACAGAAAUAAAAUGAAGAUAAUGAUAAACAAAAUGAAAAGGAGAAAUGACAUGUAAUCCUGUCGAAUUGAGAGUAAACACAAGUGACCAGAAGGGACAGAUUCAAUGAGCCCAGAGAUUGAUUCACAGUGGAUUUGUGUUUAAGUAGAACACCACUCCAAAUGCAUACUUUGAAGAGUACUUUGGCUUUGAGGUUACUGACCUCCAUCAUUAUCAUGGUACCUGAUUCAAUUAGUUCAUGCUUGGAUGGAAAUCAGACGACACUCAUCCCUACAGAAGAUAACACUUGGCUGGCUGUGCAGAUGGGUACAAAGGCUGUGCUCUGUUGCUCUCAUAUUCCACCAAUAUCAGUGUUGAUACUAACAUCAUGGAAAAUACACCUCAGAGACAAGCCUUCGUGCACCAUUUCCCUCAACAGAGAAACAAAUGAGACCGGGAAAAACAACUGUACUGAUGGGAGAAUCUCCUGGGCCUCCAGACCUGACCAGAAUCCUGAACUUCAGAUCCAUCCAGUGUCCAUCUCACAUGAAGGGGAUUACACAUGUCAGAUGGGAACAACUGAUGGAAAUUUUGAACUUACAUAUCACCUCCAAGUGUUAGUGCCCCCUGAAGUGACCCUGUCUCCGGGGAAGAAUAGAACUGUGGAGUGCAAAGCAAUUGCAGGAAGGCCAGCUGCACAGAUUUUUUGGGCCCCAGAGGGGGAUUGUGUCACUGGGAAAGAAUACCAGGACAAUGGCACAGUGACGACCAGGAGUAGGUGCCAUUAUCCAGAUGGCAAUGUGUCCACCGUGACCUGCUUGGUCUCCCACCUGACUGGCAACAGGAGUCAAUCCACAGAUCUGCUUCCUGAUUCAAGUAGUUCAUGCUUGGAUGGACAGCAGAUGGCAUUACCCCCUAUGGAAGUUACCACUUCAUUGUCUGUGCAGAUGGGUACCAAGGUGGUGCUCUAUUGCCCUUGUAUUCCAUUGACAAGAGUACUGAUAACAACAUGGCGAAUACGCUUCAGAAACAAGCCUUCAUGCAAAAUUGCUCACGACAGGGAAACAAAUCAAACCAUCGAAACCAUCUGUGUUGACAGGAGAAUAACCUGGGCCUCCAGACCUGACCAGAGUCCUCACCUUCAGAUUUAUGCAACAGCCAUCACUCAUGAUGGAUAUUUUAGGUGUCAAAUGGCAACAUAUCAUGGGAAUUUCCGUCGUGGAUAUCACCUCCAAGUCUUAGGUCUCGGAACACCAGAAUCUCCAGGUUCAACUCUGCUGAUCAUUCUCUAUGCGAAACUCUCUCUUCUUGUGGUCAUUCUGGUCAUGGUGGGAUUUGCUUUCUUCCAGAGGAUAAAUGAUUGCAGAGAAUAAAAAUCAGAAGAGCUGGAAGUCAGUUGAUGAGACAUCACAAGAAAACAGCCAUUUGUAAUCAGCCUCAUGUUCAACAUCUAGCUGAAGUGCACUUUCGUACCUAAGCGUUUAUGAGAAUGGACAUAAGUUGCAGGCAGUUUCAGUCUCUUAACAUACAGUAUAUACACAUAUGCAAAAGCUUGGUGUUUGCUGUCAUAAAUGUCAAGGAUGCUUUGUCUAUUCUUCCCUUUCCUUCAGUGAAUGCUUAUUAGACAAAGUAAAACAAUCCUGCUUCCCAGCCUAAAGAAGAAGAUGGCUCAGCAAUUCAAACAGCAAUGCUGAGCAGUUUUUCUACACCCCUUGAGUCCUUUGGAUGGUGCUUUCAUCCAGCUUCUUGGUUCCUUUGUCCACUUGAGAUGCUAUCAAAGUUGCAAUGGCUAGAGCCACUAUAAACACUGCCUGCAAGUUGGCCAGUAGCGAACCUUCUGUCCUUUUUUUUUUUUCUUCCUAGCAAGUACCAGGGCAGUCACAUUGCAUAUUUGGACUGAAUCCUAAGUGAAUGGCUUAAAGUCUUUUUUAGCAAUAGUUGCAUUUUAGUAGAAGUUAUAAAUUGUUCCCAACUAAGGAACUGCCAGUGUCCUUGGAUACAAUGCUGAAGGUCCCCUGACCUUUCAGAGCUCUAAGUGUCUCAGUACUGUUUGUUGUUUAUAUUAUAAGUUACAGAUUGGAAUGGAUUAAUGAGGGUAAAGGGUGGGAUACUGGUGAAGCCCUAAUAUCUUGAAAGGCUGCUGAUUCAGAUGGUAAUCCUGUAGUAAAAAGUGUUGUUUUACCUAAAUGUAUCUCCCCGCCCCCCAUACUGUAGAUUGAACUCAGGGAUGUUUCACCACUGAGCCAUGUCCCCAACCCUUUUUAUUUUUUAUUUUGAGAUAGAGUCUCA
This is a messenger RNA of Marmota flaviventris (yellow-bellied marmot), 2406 nucleotides long. Its product is annotated as cell surface glycoprotein CD200 receptor 5-like. Lineage: Eukaryota; Metazoa; Chordata; Mammalia; Rodentia; Sciuridae. Gene Ontology annotation, cellular component: external side of plasma membrane. Gene Ontology annotation, molecular function: signaling receptor activity. Gene Ontology annotation, biological process: regulation of neuroinflammatory response. The record is from RefSeq and is a predicted model, not a curated record.